Mus caroli (Ryukyu mouse) is the source of this 1753-nucleotide messenger RNA. It is a transcript of the gene Znf622, whose product is annotated as zinc finger protein 622. Gene Ontology annotation, cellular component: preribosome, large subunit precursor. The record is from RefSeq and is a predicted model, not a curated record. Gene Ontology annotation, biological process: ribosomal large subunit biogenesis. Lineage: Eukaryota; Metazoa; Chordata; Mammalia; Rodentia; Muridae. Gene Ontology annotation, molecular function: zinc ion binding; nucleic acid binding.
CGGAAGUUCCCUCACUUAGAAGUCGGAAGUUCCCUCACUUAGAGCCCGGAAGCCGGAGUCUGGUGUGUCUUUUCCUGGCUGUGGGCGAAGGAGCUUCUCUGGCGUUUGUGGGACUAGAAGGCGGCCGGUCGGACUUAGAAGGUUCUCGGCUGGGUGGUCUCUGUCUUCCGGGCCCGGGGAUGGCGGCUCUCACGUGCAUCACCUGCCGGGUGGCGUUCCGCGACGCGGAGCUGCAGCGGGCGCACUACAAGACGGACUGGCACCGCUACAACCUGCGGCGCAAGGUGGCCGCCAUGGCCCCGGUGACGGCCGAGGGCUUCCAGGAGCGGGUGCGGGCGCAGCGCGCGGUGGCCGAGGCGGCGGAGGCGAGCAAGGGCGCGGCCACCUACUGCACGGCGUGCGGCAAGAAGUUCGCCACCUUCAACGCCUACGAGAACCACCUGGGCUCCCGGCGGCACGCCGAGCUGGAGCGGAAGGCGGUGCGGGCCGCGAGCCGGCGCGUGGAGCUGCUGAACGCCAAGAACCUGGAGAAGGGGCUGGGCGCGGACGGUGUCGACAAGGACGCCGUGAACGCCGCCAUCCAGCAGGCCAUCAAGGCCCAGCCCUCCACGUCCCCCAAGAAAGCGCCCUUCGUGCCCACGGACGAGUGCGGGAGGGCGGCGGGCGCGGGCGCACGGGGCAUCCCGGAACGAGACCCGACGGAGAAGCCGCCCCGGCUCCAGUGGUUCGAACAGCAGGCGAAGAAGCUGGCGAAGCAGCAGUGGGAGGACGGAGAGGAGGAGGGAGAGGAAGAGGAGGAAGACGACGAAGACGAAGAUUGGGAAGAUAUUGAUUCCGAUGAUGGAUUGGAAUGUGAGGACCCUGGAGUGGAGGAUCAGGAUGCAGAAGAUGCAGAGGCUGAGAAGAGCCCACCCCUAGGUGCCAUCCCAAUAACAGACUGCUUGUUUUGCUCCCAUCAUUCAAGCUCCCUCGUGAAGAAUGUGGCUCAUAUGACUAAAGUCCACAGCUUUUUUAUUCCUGAUAUAGAGUAUCUUUCAGAUUUGAAAGGACUAAUUAAAUAUUUGGGAGAGAAAGUUGGUGUUGGCAAAAUUUGCUUGUGGUGCAAUGAGAAAGGGAAGUCCUUCUAUUCCACAGAAGCUGUACAGGCACACAUGAAUGACAAAAGCCACUGUAAGCUCUUCACAGAUGGUGACGCUGCCUUGGAAUUUGCAGACUUCUAUGAUUUUAGGAGUAGCUACCCAGACUACAAGGAGGGGCAGGAUCCUGCUGAGCUUUCGGCCUUGUCCGCAGACAAGAUCUUGGAAUGUGAUGAUGAAACCAUGGAGCUGAUACUUCCUUCUGGUGCCAGAGUGGGUCAUCGCUCCUUGAUGAGAUACUACAAACAACGAUUUGGCUUGCCAAGAGCUGUGACAGUUGCUAGGAAUCAAAAGGCUGUGGGCAGGGUUCUCCAGCAAUACCGAGCCCUGGGAUGGAUGGGCAGCACAGGAGCAGCUCUCAUGCGUGAACGGGACAUGCAAUAUGUACAGAGGAUGAAAUCAAAAUGGAUGCUGAAGAUAGGAAUGAAGAACAAUGCCAACAAGCAGAUGCACUUCAGGGCCCAAGUGAGAUUCUGAGAGGAAUGGGAAACAGAGAUGCAUCUCCCGCUGCACUUCCCUCCUUGUCUGAGGACAGGGAAGCCAGAUUGCCGAAUGGUUCCUUUGCUGCUACUUCAUUUGUUCUGAUCUAAUAAAGUCAAAAUCAUGGUUGUCUUCAA